AAAAUAUUAAUAAUAUGGUGGGAACAAACCAUAUUUUAAACCAUAUAUACCAAAAAGGAAGUAGCUUUCCUCAAGAUCAUUUAGUUGCAGCCAUGGCUUCUCAUGCAGCUUUGGCUUCUUCAAGAAUUCCUACAAGCACAAGGCUUCCUUCCAAUAAGAACUCCUACUCAUUCCCCACACAAUGUUUAUCCAAGAAAUUUGAAGUAGCUGAAUUUUCUGGUCUUAGAUCAAGUGGAUGUGUGACAUUUUCCAACAGAGAGUCUUCUUUCUUUGAUGUUGUCUCUGCUCAACUCACUCCAAAGACCACAGGAUCAGCCCCGGUUAAGGGAGAAACUGUUGCUAAAUUGAAGGUUGCUAUCAACGGUUUUGGUAGAAUUGGUAGGAAUUUCCUCCGAUGCUGGCAUGGUCGCAAAGACUCACCACUUGAUGUUGUGGUUGUCAAUGACAGUGGCGGUGUCAAGAACGCAUCUCACUUGCUAAAGUAUGAUUCAAUGCUGGGAACAUUCAAAGCUGAUGUCAAAAUAGUGGAUAAUGAAACCAUUAGUGUUGAUGGAAAGCACAUCAAGGUUGUUUCUAGCAGGGAUCCCCUCAAGCUUCCUUGGGCUGAACUUGGCAUUGACAUUGUUAUUGAGGGAACCGGUGUGUUUGUUGAUGGUCCAGGUGCUGGGAAGCAUAUCCAAGCUGGUGCCAAGAAAGUUAUCAUCACUGCACCAGCAAAAGGUGCUGACAUUCCAACCUAUGUUGUUGGAGUGAACGAGCAAGACUACUCUCAUGAGAUUGCCAACAUCAUAAGCAAUGCCUCUUGCACCACUAACUGCUUGGCUCCAUUUGUGAAAGUCAUGGAUGAAGAACUUGGAAUUGUGAAGGGUACAAUGACAACAACUCACUCUUACACCGGAGAUCAGAGGCUUCUUGAUGCUUCACACCGUGACUUAAGGAGAGCGAGAGCAGCAGCAUUAAACAUUGUCCCAACCAGCACUGGUGCAGCCAAGGCUGUGUCUUUAGUGCUACCUCAGCUUAAGGGAAAGCUGAAUGGCAUUGCUCUCCGAGUGCCAACACCUAAUGUCUCAGUUGUUGACCUCGUUGUCAACGUUGAGAAGAAAGGAAUUACAGCUGAGGAUGUGAAUGCAGCUUUCAGAAAGGCUGCUGAUGGUCCACUGAAAGGCAUAUUAGAUGUGUGUGAUGCCCCUCUUGUUUCAGUUGACUUCCGAUGCUCUGACGUUUCAGCCACCAUCGACUCCUCCUUGACCAUGGUCAUGGGAGAUGAUAUGGUCAAGGUUAUUGCUUGGUAUGACAACGAGUGGGGAUACAGCCAAAGAGUUGUGGACUUGGCUCAUCUAGUAGCAAGCAAAUGGCCAGGUGUUGCAGCACCAGGAAGUGGAGACCCAUUGGAUGAGUUCUGUGAGACAAAUCCUUCUGAUGAGGAGUGCAAAGUCUAUGAAUAAGACAUUUUUGUUAUAUUAAUUCCUCUUUUGAGAUGGAUGAUUUAGAACAACAGUAGUUUUGUUAUCUGCAUAUUUAAUGUGUAAAACUGAGUGGGAAGUCCCAUUAGCUUAAGACAAUAAUAUCACAGUGGUAUGAAUUCUUUCUAUAUCGAUUUAAUCGAGACUGAAAAUAAAUGUGAUGCAAUUUGACGAGAUA
Messenger RNA from Solanum tuberosum (potato), 1641 nucleotides. Its product is annotated as glyceraldehyde-3-phosphate dehydrogenase B, chloroplastic. Bases 15 to 1445 code for a protein of 476 amino acids. NCBI's taxonomy places the organism in Eukaryota, Viridiplantae, Streptophyta, Magnoliopsida, Solanales, Solanaceae. The record is from RefSeq and is a predicted model, not a curated record. Gene Ontology annotation, molecular function: NADP binding; oxidoreductase activity, acting on the aldehyde or oxo group of donors, NAD or NADP as acceptor; NAD binding. Gene Ontology annotation, biological process: glucose metabolic process. The transcript is spliced from 9 exons.